This is a messenger RNA of Racocetra fulgida, 127 nucleotides long. The record is from the annotation of a GenBank genome assembly. NCBI's taxonomy places the organism in Eukaryota, Fungi, Glomeromycota, Glomeromycetes, Diversisporales, Gigasporaceae.
CUCUUCCCAUGAAACAAUUUCGGCAACUAUAACUGUAAAAAUAAAGGCGCGAUCAGUUCAAAUUCAAGUAAUCUGGAUAACACACGAUUCCAAUUCUAAUCCAUAUGAAUUGGGUCGAACAGGCUGA